AUGGCCCGCACCGAGACCGUCGUCGACGAUGACCCGCUCACGCUUGCGCUCGCCCCGCCGCCCAAUGAGACAGAGGCACAGAGAGAAGCGCGGCUCAAGGCCGAGACCGAGGCACGCCGGGUCAGCGAUCGCAUCGACGAACAGCUCAAGGCCGAGCGGGCCGCGCUCAGGAGGAAGAAGCCCGUGAAGGUGUUGCUGCUCGGCCAAAGCGAGAGUGAUUUCCAGAUCACAUAUUCGCCGAGGGCAUGGGCAGAAGAGCGCGCAUCAUGGCGCACCAUCGUCCAGUUCAACCUCGUCCGGAACGUCAACGCGAUCCUCGACGUGCUCUCCGAGGAGAUGGCCGCGGCCGAGCCCACGCGCCGACCGCCCACCGCCAUCGACUCGGACGUGACAGACGACGAGGCAGACACGCAGCACGCGCGGCGCUCAGACAGCCCGCUGCGCUUCACGGACCAGCACAGCCUGCUCAAGCUGCGUCUCGCGCCGCUCCGGGAGCUGCAGAAGGACCUCGAGGAGUACAUCGGCGUGUCCUCGACCGAGGAGACGGACGCGGACGCGGACGCGCGGCCGCGCUCGCAGGAGGGCUUCAUCCGGGCGAACAGCACGUGGAAGCUGAACCUCAAGGCGUUCGACCGCCAGGCGCAGGGCGCGAUGCAGCGCAGCAAGGAGUCGCGCGCGCGGGACACUGCGGAGAUCAUCGCAGGGUGCGCGGAGGACAUGCGUGCGAUCUGGGAGGACCCGACGGUGCGGCAGAUGCUGCGCAGGCGCAAGGUGCGGAUGGAGGCCGCGUCUGGGUUCUUCCUGAACGACGUCGAGCGCAUUGCGCAGCGGGACUACCAGCCAUCCAACGACGACAUUGUGCGCGCACGGCUGCGCACGCUUGGUGUGCAGGAGUAUCGCAUAAACUUCGAGAAAGGUCCAGCCGCGGGUUCAGAGUGGUGCCUCUACGACGUCGGGGGCUCUCGCACGCAGCGCGCGGCGUGGUUCCCGUACUUCGACGACUGCGACGCGAUCAUCUUCCUCGCGCCCGUGAACUGCUUCGACGAGCGGCUCGCGGAGGACCGCAAGGUGAACCGCCUCGAGGACAGCUACGUGCUCUGGCGGCUCGUCUGCGCGUCGAAGCUGCUCGCGCGGACGCAGAUCAUCCUCUUCCUGAACAAGUGCGACCUGCUGGACCAGAAGCUCAAGAGCGGCACGCGCGUGCGCGACUACGUGCGCAGCUUCGGCGACCGCUCGAACGACGUGGACACCGUGAGCAAAUACUUCUCAACGCACUUCAAGGAGAUAUUCAAGCGCAAUUCCCCCGAGCCACGACAAUUCCGCGUGCACAUGACGUCUGUCAUCGACACACAAGCGACUGCCAUCACCCUGGGCAUCGUAUCACGAAAUGUGGCUAACAUUCCUACUUUUCAGUUGAAGAGGGCAUUUUGCAAGCUCAUCUUCGAUCUGUCGACCUCAUCUGAGCCGGUUACUCAUCUCUCCUAA
Molecule: messenger RNA, 1485 nt
Organism: Postia placenta MAD-698-R-SB12
Lineage: Eukaryota; Fungi; Basidiomycota; Agaricomycetes; Polyporales; Adustoporiaceae
Exons: 8
Coding region: 1-1485 (494 amino acids)
Biological process (GO): adenylate cyclase-activating G protein-coupled receptor signaling pathway
Cellular component (GO): heterotrimeric G-protein complex
Molecular function (GO): G-protein beta/gamma-subunit complex binding; guanyl nucleotide binding; G protein-coupled receptor binding
Source: RefSeq, a predicted model, not a curated record